This is a messenger RNA of Cheilinus undulatus (humphead wrasse), 1510 nucleotides long. Its product is annotated as hepatitis A virus cellular receptor 1 homolog. The record is from RefSeq and is a predicted model, not a curated record. The transcript has 6 exons. NCBI's taxonomy places the organism in Eukaryota, Metazoa, Chordata, Actinopteri, Labriformes, Labridae. The coding region runs from base 86 to 778 and encodes 230 amino acids.
UUUCCAGCAGUCCUACGAUUGUGUGUGGAGGGGAGAAUUUCAUUAUUUCCUCACUUCAGGACAUUGAAUACACAAGCCUACACACAUGCGUGGUCUUUGGUAUUUUUUCCUCUCAGUCCUGACACAAGUGUCAUGUCAUGUCAUCGGCCUCUCUGGGCACAAUGUCACCCUGCCCUGUAAGUACGACACCCAAACCUAUGGAGUCCUCAGCUUCUGUUGGGGGCGAGGGAAGGUGCCCCAGUCCAAGUGCUCCAACACCAUCCUGUCCUCAAAUGAUGGGACUGUAGACUUCAGACAGUCCCCAAGGUAUCAGCUGCUGGGCAGGUUAACGGAGGGUGACGUGUCCCUGACCAUCAUGACCGCUGAGCUGAGUGACGCCGGCAUGUAUGGCUGCAGGGUGGAGAUCCCCGGGUGGUUUAAUGACCAUAAGCUCAACACACGGCUGGUCGUGGAAGAAGCUUCUGAGGAAAAACCUGUUACAGAGGAGUGGAUCCUCACUACUGCUGAGGCACAAGAAAUACUUGCCCCAUCCACAUCUACCAAUACCGAAGCUGGCGACCCAAAAUUUGCCAGAGUUGUCAUUGCAACAACAGAGGAAGAAUUCAAAGCAUUCCUGGGACUGGGCAACAUCGGCCGGGUUGCAGCUAUUUUCCUCCUCUCCAUAAUCAUAAUCCUCGUCUCUAUUUUCUGGAGAGGAUUUCUGCCAAGGAGGACACUUGAACAUCUCAGCACCUCAGCAGCUGAAAACAUUUAUGAAAGCAUACCCUGCGGUGUCUAAGAGAUAGACAACAUUACGUGAGCAGAAGCGUCUAUAGAUUUCUAUAAGGAACUGCUAAGUGAAUGUGUCUGCUUGUCAUUAGCUGACUUUAUCCUCCGCUUUAGAGAGAAACCUUUGAACUGCUAUCUGUUCAUCAGUAAGUAGACGUGCUUAUAUUUAAGCAGCUUACAAUCCCACUCUUCUCAGAUUGCACUGAGAAAAAACUAAUGUGUCACAGAUGUGGCUGAGAAGAUACAAAAAUAUCCUGUGGAUUUAUUAAUUUGCUCUUAAUUUUCUGUCUGUUUUUAUGGCAAACAGCCCAUUAAAGCUGUGGAGAGAUUAUACCUGUGGACACAAUGCCAUCUACUGGACCUAGAGUAUUAUAUCCAAAUAAACAGAAACUUUAGCCUUUAAGAAGAUGUUUAAACACACUUUGUGGAAGGAUGGAAGGAGAGGGUGGAUAAAGUGGAAUUGAUGCUUUGUUUAUUUUAGUCUUUUUUUCAAGUAAGAUAGAUUCAACUUGAGUUUCAAUAUUUAAAAACAUAAAAAAAAGAACAAAAUAAAAGUAGGCUAAACUAACCUAAUAAAACUGGUUUUGUGUAUUUUCUUGAAUGAAAUAUGAAAUUCAAACUGCAGACUGAGCUCAAUGUAAACUUUUACCUUUAAAUUUCAACUAUUUGUGAAUCUAGUAUGAUAUCUUAAUGUUAUCAGCAUGGGCUGACCAUGAUGUCUAAUAAACCUUGACUAUUGACC